This is a messenger RNA of Ceratina calcarata, 2784 nucleotides long. RefSeq names its product trichohyalin-like. The transcript is spliced from 2 exons. NCBI's taxonomy places the organism in Eukaryota, Metazoa, Arthropoda, Insecta, Hymenoptera, Apidae. Gene Ontology annotation, molecular function: catalytic activity. The annotation marks the transcript as partial. The record is from RefSeq and is a predicted model, not a curated record.
AUGGAAAGAAAAGAGGAAAAAGUGGAGGGGGGAGACGAGGAGGCGAAGAAAAGGGGCAGGAAAACAAACGUCGAAAGGCUGAUGAGGGAGAGGGGAGCGUCGAUAGGGAGUUAUGGGGAUCUGAGUGAAAUUUGGAAAAGGAAAAGGGAGAUGGCGGAAGAGGAAGGGCAGGAAGAACGAGAGGAAGAAUGGAUGUUUAGGAAAAGUAAGAGGGUGGUGAGAUCACCGGAGGGUAAGAGCGGGGGGGAGGGGAACGUGGAGGAGUUGUUGAAGGAAUGGAGGGAAUGGAGGAAAGAAGCGAGAAGGGACAUGGGAGAAAUAAAGGAGAGGAUGGAGACUGUGGGAGCGGAGGUUGGAAAGAUAAGGGAGGACAUGAGGAGAGGAGAAGAAAGAUGGAGAGAGGAGAAAGAGAGGAUGGAGAAAAGGUUAGGAGAGGCAGAAAGAAAGAUGAGAGAACUAGAGGUGGCGAAGAAAAAGGUGGAGGAGAUAGAAAAGAGGGUAGGAAAUCUGGAAAGGGAGAGAGGAAGGGAGGGAGGGGAGACAAAGGAAGGACGGAGCGAAGUGGGAAGGGAAGAGGGGGUGGAAAAGAGGCUGAAGGAGAUAGAGAAAAAGAUGGAGAGGAAGGAAAGGGAGGUAAAAAGAAACAAUAUAAUAAUAAAGGAGGCAGAGAUAGAGGGAACAGCACAGCAGGUAGUGGAUAGACUAAUGGCAAGGAUAGGAGUGAAAGGAGGGGUGGAGGGAACAAGAGAGCUGAGAAAAGUAGGAGAGGGGGGACGGGGGAGGAUGAUAGAGGUAAGGUUAGAGAGCACAGAGAAGAAGGUCGAAGUGAUGAGGAACAAAUGGAAGCUGCGGGGGAGGAGGGAAAGAGUAGAGGAGGACUUAACAUGGGAGGAGAGAAGGAUUCAAUGGAAGUUGAGAAGGAUAGGAGACGAGGAGAGGAGGAAAGGGAGACAGGUGAGGGUGGGAUUGGGGAGGAUCACGGUGGAGGGAAAGGUGUGGAUAUGGGACGGAGAACGGGAGACAGAGCUAGCAGAAUGGGAGGUCAUAGCGCUGACAGAGACGUGGCUAGAGGAGAAGAGAUGGGGGAAGGUGGCAAACAGACUGCCGAAGGGAUACAAGUGGAGUAGACAGUGGGCGAAGAGGAAGAGCAAAAAAGGGAGGGCAAUAGGUGGCAUGUUAAUAGGGGUGAGAGAGGAGAUGGCGAGGGAGGAAAAGGGGGAAGAGAAAGAAAUAGAGGGCCUGAUGGAGAGAAGAGUAAGAGCGGGGGAGGAGGAGUGGAGGGUGGUAGUGGUAUACGUAAACGGGGAUAUGGACAGGAAGCUGGAGGAGCUAAGAGGGUGGAUGGAGGCACAGACGGGGAAGGAGAGGGUAAUUGUAGGGGGCGAUUUCAACGCGAGGAUAGGAAGAGAAGGAGGGAAAGUAAGGGGACCAGAUGAGGAAGGGGAGAGAAGUUCGAAGGAUAGAAAAGUAAACGGUGAGGGAAAGAAAUUGAUCAAGUUGAUAGAGGAGGUAGGAUGGGGGGUGCUAAAUGGAGAUGUAGAGGGAGACGAGGAGGGGGAAUUCACGUUUACAGGCGGGAAGGCAGAGACGGUGAUAGAUUAUGCAAUAGUGGAGGAUAACACAAGGAAGGAGAUAGAAAGGAUGGAGGUGGGUGAAAGGAUAGAAUCGGACCACCAUCCCCUGAUAGUAACGGUCAGAAGGGGUAAGGGGGUGAGGAGAAAGGAAGAGAGGAGGGAGAGAAAGGUAGGGAGCGGACGUUGGUCGAGAAAAAUGAAAGAGGAAUUCAAAAAGGGGAUGGCAGGGAAGAGAGUCGAGGGAGAAGGGAUACAGGAGAUGGUAUGCGAGGCGGUGGAGAAGAUAAAGGAGGAAAUGCGGAGGAGCGAAAGGGAAGGAGGAUGGGUAAGAGGAAAGAAGAAGGAAACGUGGUGGGACGAGGAGUGCAGGUUGAAGAAAGCAGAGGUGAGAGGGAAACUACGGAAAUGGAGAAAGAGGGGAGGGACAGGAGAGGAAUACAGAAGGGAAAGGAGAGAGUACAAGGAAUUGUGCGAAAGGAAAAAAGAGGAAGAACGGGAGAGGCUGAUAGAGGAGGUAGCGGAGGCGAGAACCGAAAAUAAGGUAUGGGAGAUAGUUAACAGGGGCAGGAAGGAGAGAAAGAGAACGAACGAAGAGAUAGGAGUGGAAGAGUGGAGGGAAUACUUUAUGGGACUGUUAGGGGGUGUAGGGAGGAGGGUGAGAUUGGGGGGACGGGAAAAAAGAAAAGGGGUAGAAGAGGAAUUAGGGAUAGAGGAAGUAAGAGAGGCAAUAAAGAGGCUGAGAGAGGGAAAGGCGAUGGGAGUAGACGAGGUUCCCAACGAAGCGUGGAAAUUUGGAGGUGAAAGGACGGAGGUACUGGCGUGGGAAAUCUGCGGGAGAGUGUGGAGAGGAGAGGGGUGGCCAAAGACAUGGAAGGAAGGGAUAAUUGUGCCGAUAAUAAAGAAGGGAGCGGGAUCAAAGGUAGAGGAGUAUAGGGGAGUCACACUCAUGCCAACUUUAUAUAAGGUAUACGCAUCGGUGCUGGCUAGGAGACUGGAGAAGGAAAUGGAGGAGAAAGAAAUGAUACCGGGGAACCAGACGGGCUUUAGGAGAGGGAUGGGCACAAUAGAUAAUAUCUAUGCGUUAAACUGGGUGGUAAAUGACAGGAUUAGAAGGGAGAAGGGGAAAAUGGUAGCGAUGUUUAUAGACCUGAAGGCGGCAUUCGACUCGGUGGACAGAACGGUUCUAGGGGAAGCGUUAGAGAGGAGGGGU